This is a messenger RNA of Ananas comosus (pineapple), 1396 nucleotides long. Its product is annotated as cell differentiation protein RCD1 homolog. The transcript is spliced from 9 exons. The coding region runs from base 44 to 1069 and encodes 341 amino acids. Gene Ontology annotation, biological process: mRNA catabolic process; negative regulation of translation. NCBI's taxonomy places the organism in Eukaryota, Viridiplantae, Streptophyta, Magnoliopsida, Poales, Bromeliaceae. The record is from RefSeq and is a predicted model, not a curated record. Gene Ontology annotation, cellular component: P-body; CCR4-NOT complex; CCR4-NOT core complex.
CUCCCUCUUAGCUCUCCUCUUUGACUCGGUCCGAGCUCCGACCAUGGCGAAUCUACCCCCCUCCCUCUCCAUGAAUCCUUCCUACGGAGGCCCCUCUCCUCCCUCGCCCUCCCCCAUCGCCUCCGCCGCCGCAGCCGCAGCCGCCGCCGCUGCCGCCGCUGCGGCGGCGGGUGGCGCCGCCGCAGCCUCCGCCGCGGCGCAGGUCCCCAAGGAUCGCAAGAUGGCCUCGGCCGAGCAACUCGUCCUCGACCUCUGCGACCCCGAGCUCAGGGAGAACGCCCUGCUCGAUCUCUCCAAGAAAAGGGAGAUAUUUCAGGAUCUAGCGCCAUUAUUGUGGAGCUCUUUUGGCACAAUUUCUGCACUUCUCCAAGAGAUUGUCUCAAUCUAUCCUGCACUUUCACCCCCAACAUUAUCGCCAGCUGCAUCAAACCGAGUUUGCAAUGCGCUUGCUCUUCUUCAGUGUGUCGCAUCACAUCCGGAUACUAGGAUCCAUUUCUUAAAUGCUCAUAUACCUCUGUAUCUGUACCCGUUUUUAAAUACGACCAGUAAAACGAGGCCAUUUGAGUAUCUUAGGCUUACCAGCUUGGGAGUUAUCGGUGCCCUUGUGAAGGUUGACGAUACUGAAGUUAUUGGUUUUCUUCUGCAGACAGAAAUAAUUCCUCUUUGUCUUCGCACCAUGGAGAUGGGCAGUGAACUUUCAAAAACAGUUGCAACUUUUAUUGUUCAAAAAAUUCUACUGGACGAUAUUGGGCUCCGUUAUAUUUGCGCGACUGCAGAGCGUUUCUUUGCUGUGGGUAGUGUCCUAGCCAAUAUGGUUGUAACGCUUGCUGAACAACCUUCUACAAGGUUGCUUAAGCACAUUAUCCGAUGCUAUCUUAGACUAUCAGACAAUCCAAGGGCAUGCGGAGCUCUGCAAAGUUGCCUACCGGACAUGUUGAAAGAUGGGACAUUCAACAAUUGUCUUCGUGAUGAUCCGGCAACUCGGCGAUGGCUUCAGCAGCUGUUACACAAUGUGACCGGAGGAAACUUGGGAGCUUCUCCUCAAGCAGGACUCGACUACAUGACAUGAUGGCGAUCGGAUCAACCGCCACGGCGAACCUUCCAUCUCAUAAGAUCAAAAUGUAGCUUCUUACUAUUUAUAUAAAUAUCUGGACCGUUAACAUCCUCAUCCCGGGAGUCUUGUAGCGAAAACUGAAGCUGUUAUUUAUGCAGCAUCUAAUGUUAUAACUGAUUCAAAAUGUUGUGCUAUUUUUUUCCAUGUUGUAGAGAUUUGAGCACAACCAACUUUUUUUUUUUUUGUUAAUCCAAUGAUGUGAAUAUAUGUCGUAAAUUGUAACGCAACUACGAUCUGUGUGCAUUUUGUGUUGUUAAUGUUAUCAAACUCUUCUUUUGUACA